UAAAAUUUUUGUUAAAAACAAAAGAAAUCAUUUUAAAACAAAUUAACCAAAAAGAAAACAAUCAACAAAAAUCACAACAACAAAUUGUUGACAUACAACAACGUGUAUGAAUGAAUGAAUGAAUGGAUUCUCCCGAAAAUUGAACCGGUCUGUGUUGAGUUUUAAAACAAAAACGAAAACCAAGUUUAAUAUUCACCUAAUUUCUGCGAACUCAUUAAAAUACGCGCUAAGCUUCGCACAAUCUCAAAACAUACACACACGCACACUUAUGUGUAAAGUAAAAAAAAAUUUAAAAAAAAGUGUUCGAUUUUAACGUUUAUUUAAAAUACAAUAAAAAUUAAUAACAAAAAAAAAUACUUUAUAAACGCAACAACAGCGUGGUUUAAAUUUUAAAACUAUAAGCAGCGGACUUUUGUACCGUCAAAACUUAAAUGAGUCAUUAAAACUAAAAAAAUAAAAAAAAACAAAACAAAAAUUUUCAAAUUAAAAAAGUUAAAUAUUUAAAUAGAUCUCCACUAAGAACCUUCUCACCCUAAAACCAUUAACAUUUAUCUUAAGAACUCUGAAAUAAAAACCGUCAAAAUAGCUCCCAACAAUUAUUUAACACAGCGAAUGCAUUUAACCUCCAGUACCGUUAAUACUCUACAAUAUUCCGGCUCAACUUUAAAUCCAACAGGAAAUCUAUUAAAUUCUUCUUUAUUGGGUGGUAGCAUCACAGCUACUGGUGCUACCACCACAUUAGCAGCAACUGCCUCCUCUAGUAAUUGUCACUCAACGAACGGUUCACCAUCAACAACAACAACAACUACAUCAUCAUCCGUAUAUUUAUCGCCGGCUUCUUUGCCCUCAUUAACAACAACUGCCACCGCCAAUAUGGUGAUUUCUUCGUUACCUCCUGCUUCUUCAGUGCACCAUCAUCAUCACCACUUACAUUCACAUCCCACGCACCAUCAGCAUCAUCAUACCACACACUCCCACUCUGCCUCACAUCCGCCACAACAUUGGAAUACCGAGGUUGGGAGUAUGGCUUCCGAUACUAUAGUGGCCAGUAGUUCGGCGAGUAUUGGUAGUAAUUCACCAAAUGGUGGUGCUAGUAAUGGUACAGUGAAUAGUAAUAAUAGUACAAAUAAUAACAAUAACAACAACAAUAGCAGUAAUGGCAACAAUAACAGUAGUAGUGGUGGUAAUAAUAACAACAAUAAUGUUAUACACCAGGAUUUGGCUUGGCUAGAACGUUCCGUUUUACAAGCCCAACAACAGUUUCCAAAUGAAUUGGUACGCACUAGCAAUCCCUAUUUCCUCUGUUCUGCUCUACCCACCCAUUGGCGUUCCAAUAAAACUCUGCCAAUUGCCUUUAAAGUAGUGGCCCUGGUAGAUGUGGGAGACGGCACAAAUGUAUAUAUCAGGGCCGGAAAUGAUGAAAACUACUGUGCUGAAUUGCGUAAUGAGAAGACAACCAUGAAAGAUCAAGUGGCUAAAUUUAAUGAUCUUAGAUUUGUGGGACGUAGCGGUAGAGGUAAAAGUUUCACUUUAACCAUCACUGUGGAUACAUUUCCCCGACAGGUGGCUACCUAUUCGAAGGCUAUAAAAGUAACAGUCGAUGGACCUCGUGAACCGCGCUCAAAAACAAGUCCUCCUAAUGGCACCCAUUUUCGUGGUUUUGGCUUAUCACAACGUCCCUAUCCCGAUACCAGCUUUACCAGUCAUUUUCGUGAAUUGGGCUCAUUACAUCGUGUUACCCGCUCAUCAGCCGCCGCUACGGCUGCUUCAAUUGUUAAUUCAGCAGCAACACCAACAUCGGCUUCGAGUACGAACAGUAGUAGUUUACCGCAAUUAACGGGAGGUAUUGGUGGCAGCGUCGGUAAUCAUUCACCAACGAGUAGUACAAUCAAUUCAGAUUGUCAGGGUUAUAAACCGAAUGCAGCCCAUUUACAAGACAACAACAACCUUAUGGGUGCUGCUGAAUGGACCGGUUAUUCCAGCAGCAUGACUAGUGCCUCUGCCUAUUCCAGUUUUCAUCAUACCCAUCACUUGCCACCACCUCCACCGCCAUCAGCUGCUACAGCAGCUGCCACAAAUUCCGCUUACAGCGGCUAUGAAAGUCUCACCACCGAUCCCGCCAACUUACACUUGCCAACCGUGCUCACCGAUAUGCAACCCUAUUGUCCGACCAGCGAUUAUCAUCCCAGUGCCAUAGUGCCGCAUGUUCAGGCGCCGAUUUGUAGUCCCAACUAUAGCACGGUACCGAAAAAUGAAUAUGAUUCUUAUAAUGCAGCAGCGGCGGGUUAUUCUUCCUAUAACAACUGGUCUAAUGGUUAUAAUAAUUAUCAAUAUGGCAGUUGUGCGGGUCAACCACAAUACUCAGCUCAUACAGCGCACACAAUGGUACUGUAUCCUCAACUAAUAUCCACCUAUAAUCAAAAUGAAAUUCACUUACACCUACAUGGCACCGAUAAGAUCGAACAAUAUUUAGGUGGAGAAAAUGCUCUCACUAUUAGUUCCCUUUCCGGUAAUCGUUCAAGCAUAGAGAUCGGUAUUGGCACCUCGGAUCACGAAGAACAAAUGCAAAAUAACAAUAAUGCUGCAGGUGCAGGAGGCAUAAUGAAUAGUGAUCCUCAUACUCAUGUGGUAGUAACAGAUCCAGCGAAUCUAGAUGCAGAACAAAGACAAACACAUUUAACGGAUCCCGCAACUGAAGUUAAUGUAGUGGGCAGUGGUGGUGUUAGUGUUGCAUCAUCGGGUGUAACAAAUGAUCAACAUACUCAUGCCUCGAGAGAGGGAGAAGAAGUGUGGCGACCCUAUGUGCCCACUUCAUGGCCUCAGUGACAAAAUUGUAAGACUUAUGUACAUAUAGAGUUAAAUUAAGAGUCUAUUUAGUAUGAAUACGUAUUAAUUUAAGUAACUACUACUAUUUGCUUUAAAAAAAACUAAUAAAUGAAAUGGAAUGAAUGUAAAAACAAAAUUACAAAAAAACACAAAAUUUGAAAAAUUAUUUAAUCAAAAGAUUUACUAGGAGAAAAGGAUAGUCUUGUAAUAUGUAUAUUUUUCAAUGAAUGCCUAUAAGUAUGCUUCUAUUUAUUCAUACUCAAUGAAAUUGCAUGAAUUUUUAGAAUAUUCGCGAUAAAAUAGAAUCGGUUUACAAAAAAUUAUAGAGCUUUGUUGGAGAAGCAGGGGGAAAAGUAUGUUUUUAAAAACGUGUUAAUUAGAGUUACAGGUGGCGUUAUUUUAGCAGAAUCAUGUGCCGACAUAAUGAAGUUUCUAUAGGAACAUUGUGGAAUCUGUUUAUAUUGAAAUCAGGGUUUUCGACCACAGAGUGAGCUAGAGAUGACUAUGAAACUUGCAAGACACACGCGGCUGCUAAAUAUCGUGUGUGACUGAUUCCGGUCCAUAUUCAAGCUGUUUGAUCAAUUACUUAAGUUUUAGAAUAUCAGACAAUUCAUUACAAAAUGAUUUUCAUAUUUUUAUUAAAGAGUUUUUUCGAGAAGUAUUUAUUUUCAGGUACAUCAAAGGGUUAAUUUUGACUAAAAUGUAAUCUUAAUUCUCAUAACAUACAUAAUUAUCUAAGGUUAAUCAUAAACCAAAAAUUCUAAAUCUUUGAAAAAACAUCAUAAAGAAGUUAAAUUUCAGACUUAAAAAGUUUUUAAAGAGGAACCGUAUUAUAUUCACAAGGACUGUUAUGGGUUAAUUUUCACUAGAACUUAAGAAUAUUCAGUGAUCAUGACAUAUUUUUCAAGGUUGCAAGAUUUCAUCAAGAUCCAUUGAAAAAGACUAAAUUAUUAGCUAAAUGUUUAAUAUAUAAAAACUUGACCUUUGACCCCGAAGGUCAAAAGGUUGAAUUCCCACAUUAAGUGAAUAUUUUUUUAAAGGGUAAAAUAAAAUUUUUAUUUUUUUUUUUAAAUUGGACUGCAGCAAUAGAGAAAAAGACAGAAUUAUGCCAAAAAAACAAUUGUAAUUUCAAAACCCUUGUACAGCUAAAGAAUAAAAACUAUUGACUUAAUAGUUUUUGGCUUCAACUCUGUUAAACUUUUGCAAUAAAAAUUCUAAAGAAAAGUUCUUUACAAUUAACAAGUUAUUUAACAAAAAUUGCUUAAAAAACCUAAACAAGUUUCCUUAAAUAAACUUUCAUCCAAAAACUGAUUAAAUAAAUGUUUCAAAAUAAAAUUACGUUUAAAUAAUAAAUAAUUUAGUUAGUUAUAAAUUCUAUAUAAUUUUAUAAAUGUAUAUUUAAAUGUAAAAAAAAACAACAACAACAAA
Lucilia cuprina (Australian sheep blowfly) is the source of this 4254-nucleotide messenger RNA. RefSeq names its product protein lozenge. Lineage: Eukaryota; Metazoa; Arthropoda; Insecta; Diptera; Calliphoridae. Gene Ontology annotation, biological process: regulation of DNA-templated transcription. Gene Ontology annotation, cellular component: nucleus. The transcript is spliced from 5 exons. Bases 613 to 2826 code for a protein of 737 amino acids. The record is from RefSeq and is a predicted model, not a curated record. Gene Ontology annotation, molecular function: RNA polymerase II cis-regulatory region sequence-specific DNA binding; ATP binding; DNA-binding transcription factor activity, RNA polymerase II-specific.